GGAGCACAAGUUAUUGAUUUGCCUCGUCGGCGUCCACCACCAUUAUCGCCGGAUUUUAUUAUAUACUCACGACGAAGAAGAAGAAGAAGAAGAAACCAACUCAAAUUUGAUCUCUUUCACUCUCGCGCACUCUCUAUAUCUUUCUCGGGCUAGUUUGUGCUGAUUUUGGGACGCUGCAAUGGAUCAGUCGAAGAAGCCGAAAACUUCCUCUGAAUUCUCUUUUUCUGAUGAAUCCUCUGCUUCUUCUUCUUCUUUUUCCUCAGGACAUAAUCUUAGGAGGCCUGAGAAGAUGGUGGAAGAGAAGAAGGAACCAGUUUCUUCCCGGAAAAUUCAAAAGGCAGACCGGGAGAAAAUCCGUAGAGAUAAGCUCAACGAACAGUUUCUUGAGCUAGGAAAUGCACUAGAUCCCAAUAGGCCUAAGAGUGACAAAGCUUCAGUUCUCACUGAUACAAUCCAGAUUCUGAAGGAUCUAAUGACUCAUGUCGAUAGACUAAAAGCUGAGUAUGCCACACUAUCUCAAGAGUCUCGUGAGCUAAUUCAAGAGAAGAGCGAGCUGAGAGAGGAAAAAACAUCUCUCAAGUCCGAUAUCGAGAUUCUUAAUGCUCAAUAUCAGCAUAGAGUCAGAACUAUGGUCCCAUGGAUUUCACAUUACACUUAUCAUAUUCCUCUAGUAGCAAUAACUCAGGGUCUAGUCUCAGUUCAGCCUUCUCCACAAAACCCCUGCUCCACUUUUAUACCGUAUUCAGCCUCGGUCAAUCCUUCAACGUCCGAACAAGUAUCACUUUCUUCCUCUUGUGUUGCUUCAAACAAACAAGAUUCCAAAACCAAGUCUUUAGAUUUGAAUCCGAUGAGGAACAGUAACCAUUCAGAUACAAAAGAUGAUGUUGGUUUGGAGCUUGAGCUUAAAAUCAAUGCCUCUUCUUCAGCUAAACAGGAUGUUUCUGGAAAAGACAAGAAAGGAAACUCCACAACCGCUUCAAGCUCAUCGAAUAGUUACUUAUCAUCUGAAGCUGUUCAAGAUAGUUCCUCCGGUAAUGUUAAUAACAUUUUGAAAUCCUAAACCGAUACAAUGUAUUCCCCUGCCAAAUAAUGCCAGUCAAGUAAAACCUUGUGAAGCCUGUGUUUAGCACCCUGAUUGAGAAGGUACUCAAUAAUGCCACCAAAUAUUCACUGGUUGUAGAAUAUCCCCAUGCUUAACUAUGUAAUUUAUCAUCACAAGAAAAUAAAACACAAAAA
Eutrema salsugineum is the source of this 1236-nucleotide messenger RNA. RefSeq names its product transcription factor bHLH11. NCBI's taxonomy places the organism in Eukaryota, Viridiplantae, Streptophyta, Magnoliopsida, Brassicales, Brassicaceae. The transcript has 5 exons. Gene Ontology annotation, molecular function: protein dimerization activity; DNA-binding transcription factor activity. Gene Ontology annotation, biological process: intracellular iron ion homeostasis. The record is from RefSeq and is a predicted model, not a curated record. Bases 179 to 1060 code for a protein of 293 amino acids.